Eimeria acervulina is the source of this 4863-nucleotide messenger RNA. RefSeq lists its product as hypothetical. The coding region runs from base 1 to 4863 and encodes 1620 amino acids. Lineage: Eukaryota; Apicomplexa; Conoidasida; Eucoccidiorida; Eimeriidae. The transcript has 8 exons. The record is from RefSeq and is a predicted model, not a curated record.
AUGGAUAAGACUGCCCUUUAUCACUUCAGCAGCAGCAGCAGCAGCAGCCGGCACUUGGCGCUGCUGCUGCCGACCCUACAGCGCGCUCGCAGCAGCCGCUGCUCCUGCUGCUGCAGCACCUGCUGCUCGCCCGCAGCAGCCGCUGCUCCUGCUGCUGCAGCACCUGCUGCUGCAGCGGGAGCAGCAGCCAGCGCAGCAGCAGCACCAGCAGCUGCGCAGUUGCAGGUCUCCCGUCUAAAGAGCGUCUCAACUAGGCUCCUGCAGCAGCAGCAACAGCAGCAGCAGCAGCAGCAGCCGAAGGGUCGUUCAGCAGCAGGCAUAUCCAAGACUGAACAGAGCAGCAGCAGCAGCAACAACAACAACAGAAGCCGCCGCAGCAGCAGCCUCAGCAGCAGCAGCACCAACACCAGCAGCAGCAGCAGCAGCAGCAGCAAACCAAGUGCUGCAGCAACAUCUCUUAAUGCCUUGCUGCUCAAUAUACACUCAAUCCCAGAAGCAGCACCAAGCCACCUCUGUGCAGCAGCAAAAGCAGCAGCAGCACAACCUCGGCUUGACGAUUUGUUUGCUGCAUUUGCUACUGCUGCUGCUGCUGCUUCUGCUGCUGCUGCAGUGCGCCGCACAGCAGCAUCAGCAGCAAUAGGAGCAGUAGCGGUUUUUUGGAUCGCCAUUUGUAGACGCGCAGUAACAGCGGGGAGGCAGCUGAGGCUGCGAGAUGCUGCAGUGCUGCUGUCUGCUGCUGCUGCAGCACAACGCCUCCUGCAGCAGCAGCAGCAGCAGCAGCAGCAGCAGCCGCAGCAGGUGAUAGCGAAGCAACAACUGCUGCAACAACACAAUCUUAUGGUGGAUACUGCAGCAACAGCAUUGCUGAGGGGCCUGCUGCGGCUCCAGCAGCAGCAGCAGCAGCAACACCAACAGCAGCAACAACAGCAGAAGCAGCAGCGGCCACAGCAGCAACAGCACCUAGAACAGCAGCAGCAGCAGCUGCUGCUGCAAAGUAGACUAACUCCGUCGCUGCUGUCUUCUGCUUUGCGUGCAUUUGCUGCCUUGAGGCUGCAGCACCCGUUGCUGCUGCAGCAGCUAACUGCUGCUGCGGUGUCUCUGCAGCUUCACACCUUUUCUGGCUACGAUAUUAAUGCCUUCUGCUCCGCCUUCCUAGCAGCAACGCAGCAGCAGCACCAGCAGCACCAGGUGCAGCAGCAGCAGCAGCAGCAGCAACUCCAGCAGCAGCAGCAUGCUGCACUAGCUGCACAGCUGGAAGCCAUCUUGCUGCAGCAGCUGCCGCCUGCAAUUGCAGCAACCCACCGAAAAAAUGAAGCCUUGCUGCAGCAGCUCCAGCAUGACCUGCAGCAACUGCAGCAGCAGCAGCAGCAGCAGCAGCAGCCGGGGCUGACGGAGGUGGCUGCCGCGCAGCAGAUUGCAUGCAGCCUGCAGCAGCUGCUGCUACAGUCCCCCCACAAGUUUGCAGCAGCUUGGCAGCAGCAGCAACAGCAGCAGCAGCAGAGGCAGGAGACAAACAUAAGUUUGUUGCUGCGGCUCUGUGUAGAGCUGCGUAUACACCGCAGCCUCCCGCUGCUGCUGCAUGCAGCAGCGCUGCAGCUUGAGCAGACGCGGCUGCUGCUGUGUCUUCUGGGGUUGCAAAGAAUGAAGGGGAGAAGCCCCUCAGCUUCAGCACUUGCUGCUGCUGCUGCUGCUGCUGCUGCUGCAGACGCUGCGCCUAUGGCAGCAGAUGCUAGCUAUGCUGCUGCUGCUGCUGCUGCAGGCGCUGCAGAUGCUGCAAAUGCAGCGCCGGAUGCAGCAGCUGCAGGAGCAAAGGUUGCUGCUGCAGCAGGUGGUGGCGGUGCUGCUGGUGCUGCUGAUACUGCAGGAGCAGCAACAGCAGCAGCAGCAGCAGCAGCAGCAGCAGAGCACCCGUUUGUUUUUGUGCAGUGUCUCGCCACCUGUAGGGACCUCGCAGGCCUAUCUGCAGCCUUGCUGCUGCUUGAGCAGCAGCAACUCGAGUCUGUGAACUCCCAGCUGCUGCUGUUGCAGCAGCAACUGCAGCAGCAACAGCAGCAACAGCAGCAACAGCAGCAGCAGCAGCAGCAGUUGGUCGAUAUGCCUACAUUGGUUGUUUCUACUUUGCUGCACAAGACGGCGUCUCACGGGUUAUUUGCUGCUGCAGUUCCUGCCUGUCUCCAACCGAGAGCAGCAGCAGCAGCAACAACAAUAACAGCAGCAGCAGCAGCAGAACCUGCAGCAGUGGCAGCAACAAACACAACACAGGCAGUCGCAGCAGCAGCAGCAGAUGCAGCCGCCGCCGCUGCUGCAGCAAAUGCAGCACAAACAAACAAAGUGCUGCUGCCUCUAGAGCGCUUGCUGCUCCUUGCUGCUGAUCACGCGGCCCUGCUGCUGGCUGUCAGCAGCAGCAGCAGCAGCAGCAGCAGAGACAGCUACCACGAGUUUGUGUCGGCUGCUCAGAUCGCCAGCAGCAGCAGCAAACUCUGCCGCAGCAGGCUUACAACCGGAACAGAAGCAGCAGCAGCAGCAGCAGCAGCAGCAGCAGCAGUGGGGCAGCGGCUCUUCCCUCUUGCUGCUCUGCUGCAGCUAGAGCUGCAGCAGCAAGGAAGCAGCUUGACAGUAGAUCAGCUUUCAAUGUGCUGCCGCUUCUUUACCCAAAUUGCAGCAGAUGCAGCAGAUGCAGCAGCAGCAAAUGCUGCUGCUGCUGCUGCUGCAGAUGGAGCAGCAGCAGCCGAAACAGCACUAUCAGCAGCAGCAGCAGCGGUAACAACAAUGGGCUCACGUGCUGCAGCCGAAACAGCAGCAGCAGCAGCAGCAACACCAGCAGCAGCAGCAACACCAGCAGCAGCAGCAGCUGCAGCAGCAGCUGCUAAUGUUGCUUCCAGCAUGUCUUCAGUUUUGUGCUGCUUCAUUUGUUUAUUUGCUGCUCCCUUUGCUGCUGCAGCCUCACGGCUGCUGCCGACAAUGAACAUCUCUCACGUUCUCGCCUGUCUCCACGCAGCAGCAAAGCAGCAAAAGCUGCUGCUGCUGCUGCAGCAACAGCAGCAGCAGCAGCAGCACGGGAGGGUGUUGGGGGUGCUGCUGCAUCGCUACUCCCUGCAGCAGCUGCAGCAAAGCGAACAGCAAACCAUCAGGCGACUCAGUCAGCUGCUGCUGCAGCACGAAGCACUUUUGCUGCACCCACAGCAGCAGCAGCAGCUGCAGCAGCAGCAGCAGCAGCAGCAGCAGCAGCUGAUGGAAGCAAGCUCAGUGCCUCAGUACGAUUUGCUGCCGCGCAUGCAAGGCAGUCUUAUAGCAGCAGCUGCUGCACUGGAGCAAACGAAGUCCCCUGCUGCUGCUUCUGCUGCUGCUGUUGCUGCUGUUGCUCGAUUGCUGCUGCUGCAGAGAGAUCAGCCGCAGCAGCAGCAGCCUUCUGCUGCUGCUGCGCUGUCGCUGCAGCAAUGCACCCUUCUCCUAAGAGCCCUUGCCAAGUUUCAGCUACGAGAUGCAGAUAUGCUGGCUCGGCUCUGCAGCAGAUUGAAGACGUUACUCCAGCAGCAGCUGCAGCAGCUGCAGCAGCAACAGCAACAAGAAAAGCAAGAGCAGCAGCCCAAUGAACAACAAGAGCUGCAGCAGCACCACCAUCAGCAGCAACAGCAGCAGCAGCAGCAGCAGCAGGAUGCGUCUGUUUUGCUUACAGGGCAGCAGCUCUCUCAAUUGCUGCUAAGCUUAGCGCAGCUGUCUUUCUUUCCUAUUCAUCUGCAGCAAGCUUCAGGUGUACAUACACCUGAACAAGAAGCAGCAGUAUGUGGGCUGUUUGAGGUGCUGCUGCUGCUGCUGCAGCAGCAGCAGCAGCAGCUCUUGCUGCAACGAAGCAUGGGGCUUCAGAGCGCGGCAAACUGUUUGCAUGCGCUGUCUCUAUCGGAUUUCUCUAUGGCGGCUUCACGCAGCAAAGAGGCAGCAGACUGCAGCAGCAGCAGCAGCAACAGCAGCAACAGCAGCAACAGCAGCAACAGCAACAGCAAUCGAACAAACCAUUGCUGUACUGCUGCUGAUGGUGGUGCUGCUGCUCUCGUCGAUCUGCUGCUCACUGUAACAAGAAAGCAUCUGCUGCUCUUGCAGCAGCAGCAGCAGCAGCAGCAGCAGAACCAGCAGCAGCCGUGCAGCAGCAGCAGCUUAGCUAAGGUCCUGGAGCUGCUGCCAGCAACGCAGCAGCAGCUGACAGCAGCAGCAGCAGCAGCAGCAGCACAUCGUCAUGCUUCGCUCUGCGCCGCCCUUCAGCCAGAGAACAUUAAAUUUUUAAAUGAAGUGCAGCAGCAAACUUGCAGCAUAAUAUGCGCAGCAGCCCCGGUAGGCAGCAGCAGCAGCAGCAGCAGUAGCAACAGCGACGUCAGCAGCGGCGAAAGCAACAGCUUCUGCAGCAACAGCAGCAGCAGCAGCAACAGCAACAGCUUGAGAAAGAGAGAGGGCAGCAGUCUGCAAAGCGCUGAGGUGUCUGUACACCUCGCUGCAUCGGCGCUGCAGCGCAGCAUCUGCACUGCCCUCUCGCGGCUCUUCCCUGAAGCAGAUCUGCUCGCUGAGGUAACUGCAGCAGCAGCAGCAGCAGCAACAGCAGCAGCAGCAGCAGCAGCAACAGCAGCAGCAGCAAUAUCAACAGUAGUAGUAGCAGCAACAGCAACUGCAGUGGUCCCACUGACGUUUGGUGGAUAUUACAUAGACGCACUCCUUCAACUCAGGGGCAGAACACAGAUUGCAAUUGAGGCGGACGGAGGCCUUCACUUUUAUUCCAGCUGCAGCACUCCCCAGCCGCAAAUACUUCAGCUGCAGCAGCAACAGCAGCAGCAGCAGCAACAGCAGCAGCAGCAGCAGCAGCAGCAGCAGCAGUAG